Panicum hallii is the source of this 1114-nucleotide messenger RNA. RefSeq lists its product as uncharacterized. The record is from RefSeq and is a predicted model, not a curated record. Lineage: Eukaryota; Viridiplantae; Streptophyta; Magnoliopsida; Poales; Poaceae. Gene Ontology annotation, molecular function: metal ion binding. The transcript is spliced from 3 exons. Bases 341 to 754 code for a protein of 137 amino acids.
GACAACCGUAAGCUGGCCACUGGCCACUGGCCACCGAGGGGUGGGGGUGGUGUGCCCUGACACUGGAACGCGGCUUCCCCCACGCCGCUGCGCGUUGGCGGCAAGUAGGCAAAGCGACCCAAGGCCAAGCCGUUCGUGCACAUGCAGCUGCUGCUCCAGCUCUGCACCUACACCCACCACCUCCGCAGUCUGCUUGCUCUAUAUAGCUCCUCUCACCACUGCAUCCCGAUCCCUGCUUCCUUCCAGUCUUCCACUUCGCAUCCUUGCUCCGUCCACCCCAUCGAGCCGGCAUUUCGAUUCUGAAAGCUUGUUGAGCGCCACGCCUCCGGAAGAAUCAGCAAUGAAGCAAAAGAUCGUGAUCAAGGUGGAGAUGCCGUGCGACCGGUGCCGCUCCAAGGCGCUGGCCCUGGUGGCGGCAACGGGCGGGGUCCACUCCGUGGCGAUUGCCGGCGACGCCCGGGACCAGGUCGUCGUCGUCGGCGACGGCGUCGACUCCGUCAGGCUCGCCAGCGCGCUGCGCAGGAAGGUCGGGCCGGCGGAGAUCGUGCAGCUCGCCUCCCAGGCCAAGGACGAGGGCGGCGGCAACAAGGCCCCCGCCGCCUCCGCCCCCGCCCCCGGCGUGCCGGCCCAGUACGCGCCGACCGCGUGGUACUACCAGUACCCGCCGCCGGCGAGCGUCGUGCGCGAACCCCCCGCCGCCGGGUACGCGUAUGGGUACGAGGCGCGGGCCGACGAAAGCUGCUCCGUAAUGUAGGGAGCGCAAGUACGGAUUCCUCGGCUUUCAAGCGGUGCGCGGCGGCGCAUGCGGCGACGGCCGACGGGUAGUACUUCCUUCUUUUCUUUUUCUUUUUAUCGAAAUAGUACUUCCUUUUUUCGAAGAAAUGACUAGAGGGUAGAGUUUUCUUUCUGGAAAAAAAACCCCGAAAAGGUGUAGAGUUUUUUUUUUACAUGAAAGGUGUAGAGUUCUUUGAAUGGAUUGAUCCAUCUGUGAUGCCCAUGAAACUCCUCCUUUUCAUGGGCUUGAUUCUGUUUCUGGGAAGGGACUUGAUGGGCCAAGACCCUCUCUGUACAGUUUUCCUAGAGAAUAAAAUUUUCGCAUUGGAGACAGAUUCAA